Molecule: messenger RNA, 1676 nt
Organism: Limulus polyphemus (Atlantic horseshoe crab)
Lineage: Eukaryota; Metazoa; Arthropoda; Merostomata; Xiphosura; Limulidae
Exons: 10
Source: RefSeq, a predicted model, not a curated record
AUGGCCGAAGAAGACUCGAAUAAGCUUAUUUGUUGCUGCAUUGUGGCCUAUAUGCGGUAUCUGUAUGAACAUGAACCUCUAACCUCCCCAUUUCGUAGCCAAAAAGUAUUAAGACUGCACGAGGGACUGCAUGUAGGCAGGGGUGAGUUAACACUCAGAGAAGGGCUUCCUGCAGAGGGACUGAAUGUAGGCAGGGGUGAGUUAACACUCAGAGAAGGGCUUCCUGCAGAGGGACUGAAUGUAGGCAGGGAUCCACUAAUCAGAGACCGGAAAGUAGUGCUUCUGAUGGUGCUGGUAACAAUUGUAACUGUUCCUCUGAAUGCUGCUAGAUGUGACAAGGAAAGAAUGACCUACGAAAGAAGUCAAGGUUAUAGACUGCCUGACCACAUACUCCAGAGGUCAGACUCUUAUCUAUCGUUAGAACAAACCAGUCAAAAGGACUGUUACUCCAUGUGUUCGGCUGAUGAACAAUGUUUUGCGUAUCUUCUGGACCACGAGAACAACACAUGCGUAUUAAGUAAAGUUGAACAUUCAUCAGUCAGAGAACAGUUAGUCUCCAACUACGCCUGGAGCUACCACAGGAAAAUCUGCAUUACAGGUUUACAGUGUAACCGUCAGUGGUCAUUUGAUCGAAUUCCUGGUUCUCAGCUUAUUGGUUAUGAUGACAAGACUGUUGCCGCGAUAGGAUCUGAAGAUCUGUGUUUAGAGGCAUGCGUUACUGAGCAGGGCUUCACGUGUCGUUCCGCGCAAUACAACCACGCGACAAAAUACUGCGUGCUUAGUAAGUACGACCGAAGGACGGCCGCGGAAGCCUUCAGAAGUUCGUCUGGACAGGUGGAUUACCUGGAGAACCAGUGUGUUCAAGAGCCCAGACAGUGUCACUUUCAUCUUCAAAAAGAUCGAACCAUCAUUCACAGCCACGCCCAUGUUGAUCAGUCAGCUACCACCAGGGACCAGUGCAAACAGUCCUGUCUUCAACAUGGCGACUUCAGGUGUCGUUCCUUCGUGUUUGAUCUUGGCAGAAAACUAUGCUUACUGACACCAGAGGACUCUUACUCUAUCGCAGAGAAAGUCAUCAUGCCCACUGAUGGAAGAUUCGAAUUCUAUGAACUUGGAUCAUGCAUCGAAGUGAAGAUGCGAUGUGAGUCGACCACAAUGACCGCUGUCCUCAAAGUUGCCACUCCUUUCCGCGGGAAAAUUUAUUCGGUUGGUCAUCCUCGUGAAUGUUUCGCUGCAACCGCCACGGACAGUGGCGAGAUUACAUUGACCAUUCCUCUGCACGGGACGAAGUGUGGGACGAAAAAUCUGGGUAAUGGAACUUUCACCAAUAGCGUAGUAAUACAACACCACCCUUACAUACUGCGAAACAGUGACCGCCGAAUAGAUGUAGCAUGCGACUAUGAAGAAAUCAGGACCCGAGUGAGAGGAGGAAAGGAGGUUACCGAGGGGGAGUUUCAAAGUCUAACUCAAGUGGUUACAGGUUUAGUACCAACACCUGGAGUUCGGCUUCGUGUUGUAAACUCUACAGGUACUGAAAUCAGAGGGGCUGAGCUUGGAGAACCCCUGUAUUUGAGAGUGGAAAUGCUCGACAACAGUGUGUUCGGAAUAUCCGGAAGUGGCCUCGUUGCAAGAAGUGGAGAAGGUUCUGAUAUGAUCCUUUUGAUUGAUGACUAUGG